CAGAUAAGCCAACCUACUAUAAAUGUAGCGUCUCAACAUUAUCGCUCACAUCUCGUUCAGAAUGAUCGGAACAGUCGUGUCGUCUGCCAUAUUCCUGGCUCUUGUUGUCUACUCCGAGUCUGCAUCACUUCCGGUGGUUGCAGCUGCAGCUGGCCAAUGCGUGUAUCAAAACAAGACUUACAUGGUUGGUGAAAAGACAGACAGUGCGUGCAUGCCCUGUGAGUGCACCCAAAGUGGCCGUAUGGCUUGCCUGGUGAUUGACUGUUUCUUCCCUUUUCCUUGUGUCGACGCCGUUCAGAAACCGGGGCAGUGCUGUUUGUCUUGUCCAAACGGAAGGAACUGCAAGUACGGCGAUCACAUCAUCAAGGAGGGAGAGGUGUACAAACCUGACGCAAACACCGAGUGUAAAUGCAACAAGCAACUAUUCGGUCCCGACGCCCUGAAGGCUGUGUGUACCAAGUCGGCCUAGUCUGUCUCUAAUACCAAAGGAAUAAAUCUUCUAACCUA
Messenger RNA from Haliotis rubra (blacklip abalone), 507 nucleotides. Its product is annotated as von Willebrand factor C domain-containing protein 2-like. The record is from RefSeq and is a predicted model, not a curated record. Gene Ontology annotation, cellular component: AMPA glutamate receptor complex. The transcript is spliced from 2 exons. Gene Ontology annotation, molecular function: protein binding. Gene Ontology annotation, biological process: negative regulation of BMP signaling pathway. Lineage: Eukaryota; Metazoa; Mollusca; Gastropoda; Lepetellida; Haliotidae. The coding region runs from base 62 to 469 and encodes 135 amino acids.